UUGAGUCCACAGGAGCCAUGGCGAAGUUGGGAGGCUUCUCUGGGAGGCUGCUGCGGCGCUGUCUGGGGUCUCAGCCAGGGUCUCCGUGCCCCGAUCUAGCUUGCCGAAACGCAUCCAGCGCCGCGGAGGCAGCUUCGGCCUCCCGGCAUGAGGAGCGGCUGAAGCGGCCGGAAGAGUUGCCCGGGCCGGGGGUCCUGGGAUCCAUGUAUUGGCUCUUCGUGAGGGGCUAUUUGCUGCACACGCACCGCCUGCAGGUCAUUUCCAGGAAGAAGUAUGGCCCCAUUUGGAAAUCUUGGUUUGGCCCUCAUGUUAACAUUAAUAUCGGCAGUCCUGAAGUCCUCGAGCAGCUGUUGCGUCAGGAGGGGAAGUAUCCCAUCCGAAGUGACAUGGCCCUAUGGAAGGAGCACCGGGACGUACGGCACUUGCCCUAUGGCCCCUUCACUGAGGAUGGAGAGCGGUGGUACCGCCUGCGGCAGGUGCUGAACAAGAGGAUGCUCAAACCUACAGAGGCCAUUUUGUAUGCAGAUGUUAUCAAUGAGGUGGUGUCAGACCUGAUGGUGUUUCUGGAGGAUGAGAGAAAAAAGAGUCCCUCGGGGAUAGUGGUGCAAGAUAUGGCCAGUGUAUUGUACCGAUUUGCCUUGGAAGGCAUCUCCUACAUCCUCUUUGAGACCCGCAUUGGCUGUUUGGAAAAGCAGAUCCCUGCUGAAACACAGAACUUUAUCCAUGCAAUCGGGUACAUGCUGAAGAACUCCAUCUUUGUUACUAUCCUGCCCAAGUGGACUCGGGAUGUGCUGCCUUUCUGGAACCGCUAUCUGCAGGGCUGGGACACAAUCUUUGCCUUUGGGAAAAAGCUGAUUGAUCAGAAGAUGUUGGAGGUUGAGAAGUCUCUGGAGAAGGGUGAGGUUGUCUCAGGCUACCUAACUUACCUACUGUCCAGUGGGCGGAUUAGUCAUGAAGAGAUAUAUGGCAGCAUAGCUGAGCUACUCCUGGCUGGCGUAGAUACGACAUCAAAUACCCUUUCAUGGGCCAUGUAUCACCUGGCCAGAGACAUGGAGGUCCAGGAAGCCUUAUACCAGGAGUUGAUCAGUGUGGUACCCAAAGAUCAGAUCCCUGAGGCCAAGGACCUCACCAGGAUGCCGCUGCUUAAGGCAGUGAUCAAGGAGACUCUUAGGCUUUACCCUGUGGUCCCUACCAAUGCCCGGGUCAUCGCAGAAGACGAUGUUGUUGUCGGAGGAUACAAGUUUCCAAGGGAUACCCUCUUUGUUUUGGCCCAUUACGCUCUCUCACAUGACGAGUCCAGCUUCCCAGAACCAGAGCGCUUCCUGCCACGUCGCUGGCUGCGAGAUCAGAGGGACUUGCCUCCCCACCCCUUCAGCUCCAUCCCCUUUGGCUAUGGGGUGCGUGCCUGUCUGGGGCGCCGCAUUGCUGAACUUGAGAUGCAUUUGGCUCUUGCCAGGCUUAUCCGGAUAUUCUUAAUCAGACCAGGUCCACAAUGCACAGAUGUGAAGCCCCUCUCUCGGAUUGUGCUUGUCCCUGACAGGCCCAUUGACCUGGAGCUUCUUGACAGACGGACAAAGCCUUAAGGCAGUGGGGGGGGUCACAAGCCCACAGACUGGAUCAGGCCCUCCAAGACUAUUUGCAGCGGUCCAUCUGCCCCACCUUCCUCCCCGUUGCAAUGCUGGGCUGAAGAGGAGAGGUUCAAAGCUCUCCACCAAGCCCAGGACGUCUCGUUUCUCUUCUGUGUUUAUGCGAGUGAGAGUGCGUGCUGUGUAUUAAGUUUGUAUACAUGUGGGGUGAGUCUCUGUUUGGUGGCCAUUUUGGCUCUGAUGGCUGCUAGAACGUGGCUCACAAAGGGUUGGCCGACUCUGAAUGUAGCCCUCAGACCAAAACACUGGGUAGCCCCUGCUUUAAGCAAACCUUGGUCAGCACUCCUGAACUUCGUCUGGAUAGACUGUGAAGACUGAGCACUUAAGAUCAACCUUGUUUGUGCCUUGGCGGAUCAGCUGGUGGAUCUCCUUGUACCCAAAUCACCUCUGAUACCAUUUACUGGUAUCAGAUUGCUCUGCAAUCUUCUCCUGUGAAUCCUUGCAAAGCUUUGCACCGUAUUCUGUGCCUGAUUGAUUCUUGCAGUGGAUCUGUGGG
Lacerta agilis (Sand lizard) is the source of this 2142-nucleotide messenger RNA. Its product is annotated as sterol 26-hydroxylase, mitochondrial. The transcript is spliced from 9 exons. Gene Ontology annotation, molecular function: iron ion binding; oxidoreductase activity, acting on paired donors, with incorporation or reduction of molecular oxygen; heme binding. Gene Ontology annotation, biological process: cellular response to peptide hormone stimulus; glucocorticoid biosynthetic process; C21-steroid hormone biosynthetic process. NCBI's taxonomy places the organism in Eukaryota, Metazoa, Chordata, Lepidosauria, Squamata, Lacertidae. Gene Ontology annotation, cellular component: mitochondrial inner membrane. The record is from RefSeq and is a predicted model, not a curated record. Bases 18 to 1583 code for a protein of 521 amino acids.